Messenger RNA from Lytechinus variegatus (green sea urchin), 4509 nucleotides. It is a transcript of the gene fbxl4, whose product is annotated as F-box/LRR-repeat protein 4-like. Gene Ontology annotation, biological process: SCF-dependent proteasomal ubiquitin-dependent protein catabolic process. The coding region runs from base 190 to 2070 and encodes 626 amino acids. Gene Ontology annotation, molecular function: protein binding. The transcript has 16 exons. The record is from RefSeq and is a predicted model, not a curated record. Gene Ontology annotation, cellular component: SCF ubiquitin ligase complex. NCBI's taxonomy places the organism in Eukaryota, Metazoa, Echinodermata, Echinoidea, Temnopleuroida, Toxopneustidae.
UAAUAAACACGAACAAGACGCGUUCCGAACAGUUUUAUUUUUUAUCAACAACUUUGCACGAUAAUGGUCGCCAGGUGAGCGCUUAAGACGACCAAGGCGAGCUGAGAUUUGUGGAUAUUGACACGUUUGGGAGACCAUUUAAGGAUACCAUAUUAACACAUCUGCCAGACCCACGUUCCCACUCUCUACAUGGGCUGCAGCCCGACCUGUAUGAAAAAGAUCACCCUGUCCCCUUCCACCAUGUCUUCCUGCUCCUCGGCCCAGCUUAGCCAGUUUGCCAAGGAGGUCAUACACUUCAGCUCGCAGUAUGGAGGCGACGGAUCCAUGGCAUACGUUGCCGCUAACCUGGCAGGAUCACCGGACGUCUUCCCGAACUAUGGGGAUUUCACUCAAGCUUGUGUUUUUCGUACAUAUGGGACAUGGUGGGAAAGGUCACCAUCAUCAGAGGGAAAGUUUGGUAAGACGGGUGACUUCAAAGGCAAUGACUUCAUAGACCUUUACUAUGAAGAGAAAGUUCUUCCUACUGCAAUCAAUAUCUACGAAACAUAUCAUCCGGGAUCGGUUAUUCAGAUAUGCGGUGCUGAAAUUGAAGGGCCUUCUGACAACGGGUCUCCGUUUUCACUCAGUAAUCAUGCAAGGUGGCAUGUAUUAUGGUCUGGUGAAGCUCAUGAUAAACAUUUUCAGCCUCAAAUGUUUUCCCCUCCCAUCAGAAAUAUCAAUGCAAAAACAAAUCUGAUUCGCCUAGUCUUUGACCACCGCAGCAGCGAUUACUACACGGAACUAGACAGCGUGGAGCUAAUCGGCAUGACAUCGCUUCAAGAUGAGGGAACAGAUCUGGACGAUGUGUACCUCCAUCGUCUUCAGGAGCUUUCCCUGAAGGAGGAGAGGUCCAAGGGUUCUUAUGAGUAUCCCGUCCAAGCCUUGCCCACCAUGGACAAUGGCUGCUUUGAUAUGCUGCCAGGUGAACUAAUCCAGCUGAUAUUUCGAUACCUAAGUCUGGAUGACCUGUGUGUUGCUGCCACAACGUGUACUCUGUUUAGGAAACAUUGUUACGACCAGCUGCUCUACGUAGAACUCAACCUACAACCUUAUUGGAUGAUGGUAUCUGGAGACUCAUUAUAUGGUUUAACAGAAAGAUGUAGUCAGCUACAGAUGUUGGAUUUAUCAUGGUGUGGAGACUGGGAUAAAAUCACAUCCAAAGAUUUCAAUAGUUUUCUAUUUUCAUGUGGAAGUGAACUCAAGUCACUAAGGCUGAAGGCAUGUCGGUUUGUGACGGCAGACUCGCUUGAAGCCAUUGCAUCUGUGUGUACCAAACUCAAAGAACUGAAUCUGUCAUCCUGCCGCAGUCUUAAACCUAACAGCUACGGAUGUCUGCAUUCACUCAAGAAUCUAGAAAGACUCAACUUGUAUCGGGCCAAAAUCACUGAGGCAGAAAUGAUCCAGAUCUUCAGCCACACCCCCCAUAUAAGACAUCUCAACCUAGGAGGUAUACGGUUCAUUGUCACCUUGGACAACGUCAUGCAACAACUAGCAAAGACAUGUCCGCAUUUGGAAAGUCUAGAUUUAUGGAGAGCUAAAACAUUGUCUUUCGUUGGAUUGGGUCACAUUGCAGCUGGCUGCCCCAAUCUUCUAGAACUUGAUGUAGGAUGGUGCUCUGAUCUAAGUGUAAAUACAACAUGGCUGAGGAAGCUUGUAUGCAACUGUCCCAGGCUCAAAAAGCUCUUCUUAACUUCUAUACGGAGUAUAGCCGACUGUGACCUUCAUUCUAUAGCAUCUAAUUUACCAGAUCUAGAACAGUUGGAUCUACUAGGUGCCCAGCGUGUAAGCCAGCAAGGUAUAACAAGGGUAUUGGAUAAAUGUUCAAAGUUAAUCUUUCUUGAUGUGUCUUUCUGCCAACAACUCACCUUGGAUGUGGUCUCUCAGCUCAGAGAACAGUAUCAUCAUAUAAACAUCAAGAAAAGCUUUACCAUUUCCCGCCCCAGCGCCACCACUCGAGCAAUCAGUUAUCACAUCCCUGACGGAAUCAGAAACGUUUGCAACAGACCAUCUCUGGUUGUGAACAUCCAAUAGUGAUAUGCCAACGGGAAGUAGUCAGAAGUGAGAAAUGAGUGUCUUUGUACAGCUGUGAGGGAGUACUUGCUCUAAAAACUUGUUGAUAUAUCCCCCUCGAUGCAGGUAUUUUAGCAUUUUCUGAAGGUGUAAUGCUAAUGCUUUCCAGUUCUGCAUGUUGAAUUUUGGUUAUUCCACACAGUAAGAACUUAAGGCUGUUCUAUUAAAGGUAUUUCAGCCACUUUAAGUUGUUAUUUCAUGAUAACUAUUAAAUAGUUUCCCAGUUCUGCAUGUUGAAUUUUGGUUAUUCCAACCACAAAGGAGGUUACAUUAUAGUAAAUACUGGCAUAAGGCUAACAUCCAUGUUUUAAAGGUAUUUUACCCAUUUGAAGUUUUCAUUUUUAUAAGUUUCUUAAUUUUGCAUGUUGAAUUUUGGUCAUUCCAUAAAUUAAGAAGAUUUAAUAAAAUAGGAGAGGAUAUUGGCAUGAGGCUAACAUCCAUGUUUGCUGUGAAGGUAUUUUCAGCAACUUCUAGUUGGCAUUUCACAAUUGCUUCCCAGAUUAACAUUUUGAUUUUGGUUGUUCCAUAUAAUACUGACAUAAGGCUAACAAUCAUAGGUAUUUCAUAUAACUUUAAGUUAUUAUUUCAUAGGUUUUUCAGUCCAACAUGUUGAAUUUAGGUCAUUCCAUAAAGUAAGGGGAUAUUAAAGGAGAGAUUACCAGCAUUUUAAUGGUGUUUUCAGCAACUUAGACUCUUUGUGUUUCACAUUAGUUUCCCAGUUUUCCAUUUUGAAUUUGAAUGUCCCAUAUAGUGAGGAUGGCAAUAUGAGUGAAUACUUGAAUAAGGCUUAUGAUUAAAGGUACUUUCAACCACUUACAGUGUUUAUUUCGUAAGUUUCUUAGUUCUGCAUAUUUAAUUUCGGUCAUUCUGUAAAGUAGGGAGAUUUUAUGAAUAGGAGUGAAUGCUUGAAUAAGGCUAACAUCCACAUUUUAAAGAUAUUCUUUAGCUAAGCCUAAUUUGAGUUGUUAGUUCACAGUGCUGCCCAUGUUCUGCAUGUUAUAUUUCAGUAAUUCCAUAUUGCAAGGAGAUUUCAUAAUAUUUUGUCAUUCUCUUGAGGGAGGUUUAUGCAGUGAUUGCAGAAAUCUUUGCGUAAAGACGGUUCGCUUUUCAACAGUAUUUGCUGAUAAGGCUUGCUCCAAGGUUGUUGUUCUGUUCUCUGAAUGCACUUUUGUUAUUUCACAAUGAUUUCCAAACCUCGCAUUUUUAAUUUUGAUUCAAUUGAAGUAACACAAUGAUUGAUGUUAUUGAAUUAAGACAGUAACUCCUUUAUUUAUCUCUCAUGAGUUUAGGGUCACACGGUGUUGUUAGAAGGUUAUUUUCAGCCACUUUUAGUUGUUUUUUUCACCAUGCUCUGCAUGGUCUCUGUACAGAUGUAUGCAGAUAUUUGGAUUGAGCAUUAGCAGUAACGGGCUCACUCAACAUGAGAUGUAAUUACUGUGCAUAGACAGUAACGUUUCUAUUUUCUCCUCAUUAGAAAGUUAACAUUAAUGUUGCUGUUCCAGUAUUUGGAGCCAAAGUUAUUUUAUCUGUAGCUGUCUAACUCGGCAGUCUGAGUUUUGGUCACAAAGACAGUAUUAUCUUACUUUCGCUUACAACGGUAAAUUAGAAGGAUUUGAAUGUCUUUGUGAUGAUGUAGGCCUUUGAAAUUUUAUUUUAAAUCUGCAAAUGAAAGCCAUCAGUAAAGCAAUGAAUUCUGAACAAUAUCACAAUUGUGAUUUUAUGUAGCCCCUCAUGUAUAUAAAGUAAAGUAUGAUCUUAACAGCUUUCAACUUAUUUCUUCAAGGACAUUCAGUUAAUAGGGCUGCUAACGUGCACUGACUUUAUUGCAUGUAUUUGCAUAUUGCAUUAACUAAUAUGCUUGUAUAGCAUGUGUUUUAAUAAUCCAUUCAUUUUCAGGUGUAUAACAGACAAGGCAUGAUGUGGCCUUAUAGCACAUUGCCAUGUAGAUUUUCCAUUGAAUAUGCCCUAUAAUUGUUUGUUUCAAUUUCUGAAGUUUUCGUUCAUAAAGUUAGGUCCAUAAUAGCCAUUUACACAUUUUCCGCAAACAUUUGAAUGCAUAAAACAGCCAGAUGUUGGUUGAUACACGUACAUGUGAGCGAAUCUAAUUCAAACACUGCAACAUGCUAAGUAUGGUACUAUUUUUUUAGUUUGGGGUAAUAUUAUGGGGGCAUGCUCACGUAUAUUGUGGUACAGGGACGUUUGACUUUGAGGACCCCCUUUGUCAGACACCGUUCUUGUUCUUACUAAUGAGCCACUCAUCCUUGCUAUGAAUAUCCCCAUUACAAAACAUAUCCGUGGUCACUCACCCUUGUUCCCAUUUCAUCAAAACUUGGUAUAAUAACAAAUGCACAAAAUCCAUAACAAGCUUACUGUCAGCCAAUCAAAUUGAUUGAUAGCAGU